Hordeum vulgare subsp. vulgare (domesticated barley) is the source of this 1359-nucleotide messenger RNA. RefSeq lists its product as uncharacterized. Gene Ontology annotation, cellular component: peroxisome. Bases 36 to 788 code for a protein of 250 amino acids. Gene Ontology annotation, biological process: fatty acid beta-oxidation. Lineage: Eukaryota; Viridiplantae; Streptophyta; Magnoliopsida; Poales; Poaceae. Gene Ontology annotation, molecular function: (3S)-3-hydroxyacyl-CoA dehydrogenase (NAD+) activity. The record is from RefSeq and is a predicted model, not a curated record. The transcript is spliced from 6 exons.
CCGGGCGGGGCGCCGCGCCACAUCCACGGCCCCCGAUGCGGCGGCGCCGGGCCCGGAGAAGAAGCGGAAGCGCAAGAGCAAGAGCAAGGCCAACGCGAAGAAGAUCAAGAGGAAGAAGAAGCGCGCCGACGGGGCCGCCUCCGCGCCCGAUGUUGUGGAGGGGUUCAGCGUGUUCAAGGGGGCGGAGGCGAAGGAGGCCCAUCAUUUGUUCCGCUUGCAGCCUGUUCUUUUGUUUUCCUUUUGUCCCCCCGCUUGCAGCCUGUUCUUUUGCUUCUUGGUGGCGGUUGAAACAAGGGAGAGCCUGGUGCUGGAUAUUGGUGGCAGCGGCAACGGCGACGGCUACUGGUGCGGGGAGAUCGGCGACGGCGGCGGCUACUGGUGUGAGGAGACCGGCGACGAUAGCGUCUAUUGGUGCGGGGAGAUCGGCGACGGCGGUGGCUACUGGCUUCUUACAGAUUAAAUCCCGCAAGCUCCCAACUCCCCCAAGCAACCUCGGCUCAGCGAGACCUGCAAGAAACAAACACCGGGCGGGCAGCAGGCAGACGAUCUUGGGAAGCGCGAUGGCGGCCAAGGGGAUGACCGAGAUGGAGGUGGGCGGCGACGACGUCGCCGUCAUCACCAUCUGCAACCCGCCAGUCAACUCCCUCUCCAUCGAUGUACUGCUAAGCUUAAAGGAAAGCUAUGAAGAAGCUCUUCAGAGGAAGGAUGUCAAAGCUAUUGUUGUUACAGGAACGCAGCGACUCCCACGUCUUGUUGGACUGACAAAGUCACUUGAAAUGAUGUUGUGAUGGGAAGAGGAGCAGCAAGGCGGCGGAAGGAGACAUGCGUUAGGAGUGGAACAAGUAGCAGCACCAACAACAAGCGACAACGGCCGAUUCGGCAGGGAGCGGAGUCUUCUCUUUCUUUUGCAGGGGACAGAGAGCGGAGUCAACAACAUGUUUUUGUGCCUUCGCUCUUGAUUGGUACAUGAUAUAUGGCUAUAUGUGAAGCUUGUCGUGAUGCGUGGGAGUAGGGCGGAUUCGUACAUGGAAGCUUUGUUCGGAUCUUCCCCAUGUGAAAGCAUCCCACGCGGAUCUGUGAGGGGUUGUGCUGCAGUUUGCCCAUGCCGUACAGUUCAAGCUCCAGGGGAAAUUUCUCCUCUAUACCUGAUCCAAUAAUGUUUUUUUCCUUUGCCUUAUCCAAGCUUUAAUACAGUAGUUGGUGAACAAAAUAAUUGUAGGGAGAGAGAGACAAAGUGUGGCGUAUCCUACAAUCAGAAGCAUAACAAAUAGUUUAACUUUUCAUAAAGUAUGUUGUCAUUUCCAUUUGUAUUGGACAAAUUUAUCGGAACUGAUAUUACAUCCACCCUUGGUUUCAUCA